Pongo pygmaeus (Bornean orangutan) is the source of this 4410-nucleotide messenger RNA. Its product is annotated as golgin subfamily A member 6-like protein 9. The transcript has 9 exons. NCBI's taxonomy places the organism in Eukaryota, Metazoa, Chordata, Mammalia, Primates, Hominidae. The record is from RefSeq and is a predicted model, not a curated record.
AUGUGGCCCCAACCCCGCCUCCCUUCCCACCCUGCGAUGUCAGAAAAAACACAACAGGGCAAAUUGGCCGCAGCCAAGAAAAAGCUAAAAGAAUAUCAGCAGAGGAAGAGCUCUGGCAUUCCAGCAGGAGCUAACAGGAAAAAGAAAAUCAAUGGCAGUAGCCCUGACACAGCCACUUCUGGUGGUUACCACUCACCUGAGGAUUGAGCAACAGGUAUCUACAGGGAGGGCCCUGCAUCAUCUGCUACCCUGAAGGAUCUGGAGAGCCAGUACCAAGAACUAGCAGUAGCCCUGCACUCAAGCUCCACAAUAAUCAGUCAACUCAGUGAAAACAUCAAUUCACUGGUUCACACAUUGAAGGAAGAGAAGAAGCAUGAGAUACAUCGGGUAGAGAAGCUUGGGAGGAGCUUGUUCAAACUCAAAAACCAGAAGGCUGAACCCCUGGCCCCAGAGCUGCCAGCAGGGCCCUCUAAGGUGGAGCAGCUACAAGAUGAGACCAACCACCUAAGGAAGGAGCUGGAGAGUCUGGGAAGACAGCUCCAGGCCGAGGUGGAAAACAAUCAGAUGUUGAGUCUCCUGAACAGAAGACAGGAGGAGAGGCUACGUGAACAGGAGGAGAGGCUACAUGAACAGGAGGAGAGGCUACGUGAACAGGAGGAGAGGCUGUGUGAACAGGAGAAGCUGCCAGGGCAGGAGAGGCUGCUGGAAGAGGUGGAGAAGCUGUUAGAACAGGAGAGGCGGCAGGAGGAGCAGGAGAGGUAGCUGGAGAGGGAGAGGCUGCUGGAUGAGGUGGAGGAGCUGCUGGAACAGGAAAGGCUUCGGGAACAGGAUGAGAGGCUGUGGCAGCAGGAGACUCUGAGGGAGCUGGAGAGGCUGCGGGAGCUGGAGAGGAUGCUGGAGCUGGGGUGGGAAGCCCUCUACGAGCAGCGGGCUGAGCCACACAGCGGCUUUGAGGAGCUGAACAACAAGAACAAGAGCACACUGCAGUUGGAGCAGCAAGUAAAGGAGCUGAAGAAGCUGGGUGGAGCUGAAGAGCCAAGAGGCUCCAAGUCUGCAGCAGCAGCCAGACCAGUACCUGUGUACCGCUCUAAAAGCCCUAAUCUCACAGGAGCUUGGGUGUGCAGACAAGCAGGGUGGACUCCCCAGGAGCACCCAGGCUUGGGUGGAGAAGCUGUUGGUACAGGAGAGGCGGCACGAGGAGCAGGAGAGGCUGCAUGCCAUUCUUUUCGGGCUGCCAAGAACAGGGAGAUAAACAUCACCAUCAUCUAAGAGCUGGUCAAGAAAUUUAAAAAAAAUAUGUUAAGGGGUUAAUCUCCUACACAAUUCAUUUACUUUAUUUGAAUGUUAGAGCCACUUAUGUUUAUUUGUGUUUCUAAUUUAUAGUUUAAAUUUAUUUGUGUUUCUAAGUUAUAGUUUAAAUUUAUUUGUAAAAAGUUAAAGGAGAGUGGGUCUUUCCCUCAUGUUCACUCUGCCAUCCUUUAGCAUUUUUUUAAUUUGAUAAUUAUAGGAUGUUAGCAUACAUAUCGAGUUUGCCCUUGUGUGGUGGGAGUUCAAACACACAAAGACCCACUAUAUGCACACAACUGUUCUUGCUGGUUUGGGAUAGGCUGCCAUGCUUUUUUAAUGUUAGUGCAGCAUGUAUAUUCAUUACGGAAUUGAGAUAAAAUUUGCUUAUGUUCUGCUGUUAUGUUUGAUCGAAUCCUAAUCACAGUGAGCUCUUCAUUAGGUCAAUAUGUGGUUUGCCCUCAAGUGCGCAGUCUAUUACUUUGUAAUAUGCCGCUGUGAGUACUGACAUUUACAGUUGUUUAAAGGCGGAGCACUGGAAACAGCCUUUCCCCCUUUUUCUGUGUAUUGGGGAUGGGAGUAGUAACAUUUUGGGGAGCUUUUUAAAUCCCCCAGAAGAGGAAAGUGGCCUACUCUGGCAGGUGUGUGCAGGAUAGAAUAUGUUUCAUUUGUUCUGGUGCCAAGAAUGAGCGCUGUACUAUGGUAGUUCCCUUAGGAUUUGUAUGUGCUCUGGGUGCAUGAAGAUAUUGCCUCAUGAGCUGUGGCAGUUGUACUCUUCUUUGACCACCUAAAAAGGGAUUAUUUCUGAGGAAUGAAAGGCUCCCAUCAUGACUGUGGAUGUGGGAAACCUUUUCUAGCUUAGAGCAUUUAUAUCUACAAUACAUUUUAAAGUCAGAGUUCAUGUUCCCUGUUUUAAUCACAUGACAACAUGUCCCAGCACACAAAAGGGCACUGGUUGGCAUUCUUCUUAAUGUAUUUAGUAAAGAUCAGAAGAAAUCCUUUAAGAGUUUAAAUGUCCCUGGAACAGGCAUACAGGCUCUAGUCAAGAAUGAAUUCGAGUGAAGGAAAGCUGUGUGACACCUGGCAUUCCUCUAUGUUCAUGGAGCUUAUUUGAGGCUAGAAGAUGGAUUUUUACCAUCUAGACCUCUCUGGCUAAUACCUAGUCUUCAAGCAUCUGACAUAGGAAUUUACUUCUUUUCCUUGAAUGGAAAAGACUUUAAAAAUAAUAACAAACAUUAUUAUAAACUAAUAUAUGUGAGAGUACUUAGUUGAAACAAAAAGGAGUUUUAGUAGACAGUGUUAUACUACAUUUGAAAAUCAAGAAGUUUAUGCAACUUAAAAUGUUUACAAACUGCAGCGCAAUCUACUGUUUGUGAAUGUGUCAUGAGGAAAGUGUCUAUACAAUCGCAGAGUUAUAUUUCCUCACAAAGUUCUUUACGAAGAGUGAAAUAUGUUUUUAUACUUUUUGCUUUCAGUUAGAGGCAUAUUUUGUGUAAUAUUUAUGUUAAUGUGCAUGAUCAAUGAAUUAUUUCAGUCAUAUGUUGCCUAUAUCAUAACUGGAUGAUGCUUGGGAAAGAAUCAACAGCUAAAACUUCAUGAAGUUCUAAUGUCUGUGUUCCAAAAUACAUCAUAUCAUUAGGAUGUAGGGAGAGAUGUAUCUGCGCUCCCUGGGGUGGGCAUUUCUAGUUACUAGACCAUCUCCAUUUUUAGCAUUUGGCAUCCUCAUGAUACAUUUAUAAAUAUGACAUUAAUAGGAGAUCAAUAAUACAAUUUUACAGAUUGAAUAAGAGAAUUGCCUGCAUUCACUGAAAGAUUGCAAAUAUUGAGCCCUUGUGACUUCAACUGACUCUUCCAAAUUGUAUGAAUUUAUCAAUGUAUUUGAUAAACUCAGUUUCAGAAUGACAAAGAAAAACUGUUAGACCAAAUAAUGUGGCUAAUUAACAGUGGUAGGAUUUCCAGCCCAAGGGUUUAAAAUGGACUUAAGGUCCUGUUCUUGCCUUUUAUUUUCUGAACUUGCCGCUUUUGCAUUCUUUGAGUUCAGUUUAAAGACAGUUACUUUAAGUCCAUUUUAAACCCUCGGGCUAGAAAUCAUAUCACUGUUAAUUAGCCACAUUAUUUGGUCUAACAGUUUUUCUUUAUCAUUCUGAAACUGGGUUUACCUAAUACAUUGAUAAAUUAUUUCAAAGGUAUUUUUAUGGUUCAAAUCACUUCACUUUUACCCUGACACGUAUAAAUGACUAGGAAUGACCUUCAGAUAGCGUUUAGCAUCUGUAACCAAUCUGACAAUAAUGUGUUCAUCAGGUACCUAUGGAUUAAAUCACAUACGGGCAUAUUUAAGGUGAAUGUCAGUCUGAAAAAUAAAUGUACUAUAUUAACUGAAAUACCACUCUUUGUGUAGGUAUUUUGUCAUAUGUUUAAGAAAAAGCUAAAAAGAAUGGAAAUCGUGUGACAAUAACUUAAGUCUUCCUUCAAAGUGCAUGCAGUCUUUUGCAGUACCUCAUUCAGCCAAGUAUUUGUUCUCUUCCUCAUUCAGUAUAAGGCAGCUUUCAAUUUGCUUGGAAGGCAACAUUAGAAGGUUAGAGUUCAUCAGAAACAGAAUUUUAAAAUGUGAGUUCAACUGAAUAAAUGUGAAUUUUUGUAGGAAGAAUCAAAAUACCUAUCUAAAGACUGCAAUAUAUAAUUAUUUUUAAAGUAUUUGAUUAAACCUGAUAGGUUUUCUCAAAAUGAAAAUAAUCAGUUCUAAAAGCAAAGCUAGUUUUUUGAAAAUGUGAAAAUGUAAAUCAGCCCUAUCCAUAAUAUAAUUUCUCUAAAACUUUAUCUUAGUCAUUUUAAAAUAAUAUAACUAUUAAAAAAUGUAACUGCUAUCUUAAUGUUUUGAAAUAAGUUAAAACAUUUUAAAUAUGAAUACUGUAGUUUAAAAGAAAGAAACCAGGUGAAGGAAAAGUAGAGAAAGAAAUGCCAAUUCCAGUCCAAAGCUUUAUUUGCCAAGUUUUCUUAGAAUGACUUUUACCUAUUUAUGAAUUCUUACAAACAGAAUGUAUAAUGGAAAUACUGACUUUUGCCUAAAGUGGCAUUGUUGACUGCUGUGAUGUUACUGUAAUGUAAUAAAUUAUUAAAUUGUUGCAA